Messenger RNA from Mesocestoides corti, 1158 nucleotides. The record is from the annotation of a GenBank genome assembly. NCBI's taxonomy places the organism in Eukaryota, Metazoa, Platyhelminthes, Cestoda, Cyclophyllidea, Mesocestoididae.
AUGACUUCAGCGGUUUUGUCUCGAGGCGGUGGACAGCCUGUUGAGUAUGAUAAGACAUCCGUGAAUGAAUAUCUACGAAUAGAACUCGCAGAUCUGAUCCUGAUUACUCGACCUUUCCUAAAACAAAUCAGCAAGGCUAAGGCGGGUCGUCUGGUCCGUACAUUAGUCGACCUGUUUCUGGAUCUCGAAUCCGGAACUGGGCGUGAGGUUGACUUGAUCAAGGAAUGUAUCGAUUGGGCUGGAACCGAACGACGAACGUUUCUUAAGCAGGCUCUCGAAGCCCGAUUAAUGGGCCUAUACGCUGACAAUGAACGUUACGAGGAGGCCCUGCUUUUAGGCAGCACACUAUUGCGUGAGUUAAAGAAGCUUGAUGACAAGGUCCUUCUCGUUGAGGUGCAACUCAUGGAAAGCCAAGUCUACUACCGAGUUGGCAACUUGCAGAAGUCACGAGCCGCUCUCACUUCAUCACGCACAACGGCGAACAGCAUUUACUGCCCGCCACGUCUUCAGGCCUCUCUUGAUCUACUCUCAGGUGUUCUUCAUGCGGCCGACGAGCGCGACUUUAAGACAGCCUAUUCCUACUUCUACGAGGCGUUCGAGGGCUAUGAUUCGAUUGGUUCGCAGAAGGCCAUUGACGCCUUAAAGUACAUGUGCCUUGCAAAAAUCAUGGUCCAAAGCCCAGAGGAAGUACCCGUUAUUCUCUCCUCCAAACUGGCCUCCAGCUACGAUCAAAGAGCUAUUCAGGCCAUGCGUGAGGUCGCAAAGGCAGCCAAGGAGCGAUCACUUGCUGACUUUCUCAACUUAAGAGAAGAGUUCAAAAGUGAACUACUUGGGGACCCUGUGAUUGCACAGCACCUCAACUCUUUCUACGACACUCUUCUUGGCCAGAAUCUCACCAAACUAAUCGAGCCGUACUCGCGUGUGCAAAUUGCCCACAUUGCCAAGCUAAUCAACCUCCCGCUGGAGAAUGUUGAGAAGAAGCUCUCGCAAAUGAUAUUGGACAAGCAGUUGAACGGCAUUCUGGACCAGGGUAGUGGGAUGCUUGUGCUGCGCGAUGAACCCUACGAUGGACGCGACUACAAGUUCGCCUUGGACAUUGUACAUACCCUCAGCACCAGCCUCGAUCUGCUCACCCAGAAGGCCAAGAAACUCGCCUGA